This is a messenger RNA of Marasmius oreades (fairy-ring Marasmius), 682 nucleotides long. RefSeq lists its product as uncharacterized. The transcript has 5 exons. Lineage: Eukaryota; Fungi; Basidiomycota; Agaricomycetes; Agaricales; Marasmiaceae. Bases 33 to 350 code for a protein of 105 amino acids. The record is from RefSeq and is a predicted model, not a curated record.
GAACGCUUGUUUCUUCCCUACCACUACCAGUGAUGUCUGCCAACGAUUAUUAUAACUCUGGAAAACCUCAAGGUCAAUAUUAUCCUCCUCCUCAAGGACAGCCUCAAGGCGGAUACUACCCACAACAACCUCAACAAGCGUACAACGGCGGAUACAAUAACCCUCAACCUGAAUACGGAGGACAGCAACAAGGGUAUCAGGGAGGGUAUCAGCCUCAACAACCACCUCAGACUGUCUAUGUCCAGCAACCACCCGCACAAAGUAGUGGCGGAGGUGGAGCCUGUACAGCUUGUUUAGCGGGUAUCUUAUGUUGCUGUUGUGCAGAAGAACUCUGUGACUGCAUCUUCUGAGCAUCAGACGACGAUCGUCAUGUCUCCGCCGCGCCACUGUUGGACAUUGGAUUGGAUGAUUUAGUUGGGUAUACCUUGAGACGAUAAUGUUGUCCAUUCACGACUGAUUGUGGGGAGAGUACGGCUAUCUGUUCUUGUUUCACAUUUUAACCUGGAUAUUCUCUCUUUCCUCGUAUUUAUGCACUGUAGUACUGUCUUCCACAACUCUUGUAGCAUUGCAGCAUAGGCGUUGUUGGUGAUUCGUCGAUAUUUUUAAAGUUCUAUAUUGUCAUAGACUCCGUUUGUAUUGACGGGCGUGAAUAAUGACGGAACCUUACCAUCCUUGUCGCGGG